AUGGUGAAGUCAUUCUCAAAAUCCAAGCGACAGCCGGUCCGUCUGCGGCACAAGAUCGAGAAAGCGGGUGCCGCAAAACAGAGAAAGCUGAGGAAAGAAUCCAAGAAGAACCCUCAAUGGAAGUCACGGUUAAAGAAGGACCCUGGAAUCCCCAAUCUCUUUCCUUACAAGGAUAAGAUCUUGGAGGAGAUCGAAGAGAAGAAACGACGGAAAGCUGAAGAUGCGCAAAGACUACGAGAUGCGGCCAGAGACAAAAAGAAGCAGGCUGCUCAGGCUUUGGCAGGGGAGGUAGAGGACGACUUAAUGGACGAAGACGAAGACUUGCUCGAGGAGGACGACGAAAUGGACGACAGUGAUGCUGUCGAUAGUUCGAAUCCCAUGGCCGCGCUCUUAGCGUCGGCACAAGCCAGGGCCACCGAGUAUGGCGAUGAUCCGCACGGCGACGUUGAGGACGAAUCAGACCAGGACGACGGUGGCAUACAAAUCUCAGAAGUUGUGGCCACUGACCACCGCAACCCGGACUCGUCAAGAAAAGCUUUCGACAAAGUCUUCAAGCAGGUACUUGACGCAGCAGAUGUGAUUCUGUACGUACUAGAUGCGCGAGACCCAGACGGCACUCGAUCGAGAGAGGUUGAGCGGCAGAUCAUGGCGGCAGCGUCUGGUUCAAAGCGGCUUGUAUUGGUGCUGAACAAGAUUGAUCUUGUGCCCCCAAAGGUCCUCAAGGGCUGGCUCACCCACCUCCGGCGAUAUUUCCCCACAGUCCCUCUCCGAGCUUCGACUCCCGCAUCGAACGCGCACACCUUCGACCACAAGCAGCUUACCGUCAAAAACACCUCCGAAACCCUCCUCCGCUCCUUGAAAACCUACGCUGCAUCAAAGAACCUCAAGCGCUCUAUCUCCGUCGGUGUCAUUGGAUACCCCAACGUUGGCAAGUCUUCCGUCAUCAACGCACUCACGUCACGACUCAGUCGAGGACAAAGUUCAGCAUGCCCAACUGGCGCAGAAGCUGGAGUUACCACGAGUCUGAGGGAAGUCAAAGUGGACAGCAAACUCAAAGUGCUCGAUUCACCUGGCAUUGUGUUCCCAUCGAGCACCGAGGGUGACGACAGACAGGCCAAGCAGAAGAAGAAAGCUGAGCACGAGGCCCGUCUAGUGCUGCUGAACGCGUUACCACCAAGCCAGAUGUCAGACCCGCUACCUGCCGUUAGUCUGCUGCUUGAACGACUCUCUCAAUCGGAGGCUCUAUAUGAAAAGCUGCUCCAACAUUUUGGCAUCACAGCGCUCGGGCCAUUUGGAGGUGACACCCAGACAGACUUUCUGUUGCAAGUGGCACGCAAACGGGGCAGGCUAGGGAAAGGCGGUGUACCCAAUCUCAACUCAGCGGCGAUGGCAGUCAUCACAGACUGGAGAGACGGUCGCAUACAAGGCUGGGUGGAGCCACCUGUUCUACAGGUCGCGGCUGAUGCGGAGAUGGAAGGGGAGGCUGAUAUUGCCAACGCGAGCAGUGGAGAUCGCAAGCAGAUCGUGAAGGAGUGGGCGGCGGAGUUCAAAUUGGACGGUCUAUGGGGUGAUGAUAACGCCGCUGAUACGAAUGCUAUGCAAGUCGAGCCUUGA
Messenger RNA from Cyphellophora europaea CBS 101466, 1614 nucleotides. RefSeq lists its product as uncharacterized. Gene Ontology annotation, molecular function: GTP binding. The record is from RefSeq and is a predicted model, not a curated record. The transcript is spliced from 3 exons. Lineage: Eukaryota; Fungi; Ascomycota; Eurotiomycetes; Chaetothyriales; Cyphellophoraceae. Bases 1 to 1614 code for a protein of 537 amino acids. Gene Ontology annotation, cellular component: nucleolus.